This is a messenger RNA of Ictalurus punctatus (channel catfish), 6678 nucleotides long. It is a transcript of the gene sting1, whose product is annotated as stimulator of interferon response cGAMP interactor 1. Gene Ontology annotation, molecular function: cyclic-di-GMP binding; 2',3'-cyclic GMP-AMP binding. NCBI's taxonomy places the organism in Eukaryota, Metazoa, Chordata, Actinopteri, Siluriformes, Ictaluridae. The coding region runs from base 4079 to 5293 and encodes 404 amino acids. The record is from RefSeq and is a predicted model, not a curated record. Gene Ontology annotation, biological process: defense response to virus; reticulophagy; positive regulation of macroautophagy. Gene Ontology annotation, cellular component: endoplasmic reticulum membrane; autophagosome. The transcript has 6 exons.
AUUUCUAAAAUCAUUUCUAUGCUUUUGCUUCACUACAGUGAUUUUUCCUGCUGUAAUUAGUGUACACAAUGUCACAUUUUCAAUGACAGUUUAAAUUGCACCAGAAAUGAAUGAAUGAAUGCCUUUUAUUGUCACUAUACACAUGUACAAUGAAAUUAAGAGCCACUCCUUUUUGUUCCAUGCAAACAUGUACAUUCAAUAAACAAGAAGAAUAAACAGAUAAAUAAACAAAUAAAUAAACUACAUAAAUAAACAAGAUAAAUAAACAAGAUAUUGGGGUGGAUGGGGGAGGUACUAUGAAAUGCACAGUUUUGAGACACUAUAUACAUAUGCUGUGAACUCAGUACAUGUAUGUGUUUAUAAGAAAGACUUCCAUACUGCAGUACUGUACAGUAUUUCUGAUUUUAGACAUGGCACCCUUGCUUCAUUAUGCAUGUAAUUUUCAUGAUCUAAUCUAAAGAGGAGGUCUAUGGUCAUGAAUGCCUCAUAAUCCCUUCAGAUAUCAGACUUGGAUUUACAGAGAUUUACGUGGUUGUUAUGAUUAUCAUUGACAUGAUGGUUUGUUUAAAACCUGUUUCAGGACCUGCCUGGCUUCGGCAACAUACUUAACCUGUCUACGCAAUGAUUUGCUAUACAAAAGGCAGCUGUAAAGUAUGCUGUCGUACAAUGUAAUACGAUGAGGGGGAAAAACACUUGAAUGCAGGGAUAUGGUUGGGGAUCAGAUGGCAGGCAUGUUAAUGAACAAAUUAGUGGUUUAUGGGGACUUCAGGUGAUUACUCAUUAAUUUCGUUUUUAUCAAGACUGCGGUUGGUGUUUAUCUCUUCACCCCUGAGAAAAUACCCACUGAAAAAUACCACUCAAAAAUUUAUAUUAGCACACAUAACCCCAGAUGUGACGUAUUGAGUAAAUUACAUGCGAUAUGUUGCUGUUUCUGUCCAUUCAAUCUUGAGAAACCACCUCCCCCUCUUCCACCCCAAAAAAAACUCCUAAUGUAUCAACACACCAAGAAAGAACUCAAAUUAGUGGCAAAUUUAAUAUGUGAUAAUGCAAUUAAACCCCUGUGUGUCAGUGCAAAUGAGCUGGAUUAAUAUAUUUGUACAAUUAGUUAACUUUAACUAAAAGUUUUUUAAAUGUAACAAUCACACUUAUAAGCGAAAGAUUGUAAACACUGAUAAAUAUGAGAAACACAAAGAUAGUUGCAUUUAUGUUGCCGUUUUUCGAUGGCAAUCUGAAGAUUUUAGUCUCAUCGUGAUAGACAUCAGUUAAAGUUGGACACUUUGAAGGAGUAUUUAAGCAUUUCGUCAGCAUGAGUACUUUCAUCAAAAUCAUCUAUAAAACGACCUUUCGUCAUUCAGUCAUUCAUCUUCAGGAAGCAUUUAACCUGGCUUGAUCAGGAUCAUGGUGGAUCCGGAGUCUAUCCUGGGAGCCCUGGGGGCAAGUCAGGAAAACACAGUGGAUUGCAGGGCAUCACACACACAUUAAUACACUCAUUCACACCAAGGACAAAUUUUACGUAGUCAAAUGACCUGCCAUGUUUUUGGGAGAUGGAAGGAAGCCAGAGAACCUUAAUGAAUCCCAUAUGUGAACAGGGAGAACAUUGUGUUCUCUUUCAGACCGGAAAUUCUCAGUGUGAAGUGCUUUGUAGAGCCACUAAGGUUAAAUAUUCAUGCAGACCAUUUAAUAGCACCAGUUGGUGUGUUUAUUUCCUCAUGUGCCAAAAGGAAAAAAAAACAACCCUGUGCUAGCAUUUUGAUGAAGAUAAGUGUCCAUGGUAUAUUAGUUGUACUGAAUUUUAGACAUGAUCUAAACCGUUGUGUCAUGCUUCAUGCUUGUGUACGAAGAUGUGGGAGUGAGUAUGGAUAGUGAGUUUGAUAUGGAGUUGAUGCAUGCUUGAAUACGUAAAAGCCUUUGAACCUGCUGUUAUUAUUACGGCUUCAGAUAGGUUUAGAUAUAAACCCUUGAUUUAUACUUGUAUGGCACACAAUAGCAUGACUGUACUAUAUGCUGUAAAAUAAACCCUAUUUCCAGUAAUGAGAUCAUAUUACCGUGUGUGAUGCGUGCUUUGUUCUGUAAGAGAAAAUGAAACCUGCUUUGAUUCAACAAGUCAAAUAACCACAAAGGUGCCAUGCAAAUAUUUGUGCUACAGCUAUCACCCGGAAAAGGCCUUAAAUGCUUUAAGCACUCUGAAAUUACGAACUAAACAUGAAAAUAUAUGUGUAUAUAAUAAUCUUGUAAACUACAAUAAUGCUCUGCAAGCUGUUCAUGCUGUUUAUAGCAGUAGUCAGGUUUAUUAAUAGGGAUAAAUACUUACCUGAGUUUUUCUACAUGGUACUCAUGUCCAAAAUGCAAUACAAUGGGUAUUACAUUGACUUCUCUCAGGCCUAGAAGUUGUUUAUGAUGUAUUCUGCACACACACACACACACACACACACACACACACACACACACACACACACACACACACACACACACACACACACACACACACACACAAGAAACUAUUAAACUGGCAUACAAGUCUAAACACACAAUUUAUGCACCAGGUAUUCGGCAAAGUGCUCUUUUCCCACCUCAUACUGUAUAUUCAUUUGAUGGGUGCAAAAAGUGUUGACAGCUCAAACAAAUUGUGAAGUGAAAUAAGCUUCACCCUGCAGUUCACAAUUCAUAUUUAGUAGCUGUUUCCAAGUGCAGUUUGUAUACAGCAAAUGUAACUGAAUAAACAUGCACCUGUAAUAAACAUACAGAUUUAACACACCAGUUAUAAUUACAGUGCAGUGAAGAGAUAAAAAAAAAAAAAAAACGUUGGACUGCUAUUUGUAUAGUAGCUGUUUUUUGUGGCUUGUUCUCUGUCUUUAAUAAGUCCUACAGAUGUGAACACAAGGGAAGUGUGAACUGAGCAAUCUGUGCUUCCACAUACAUCAAAUUUGACACUGAUAAAUGAUUGUGAUUUGAAAGUCAGCAAUACACCACGCAGGCGGUCAGUCCUGACACAACUAUCAAACUCUGAAAUGUUAUAUCGGGAAGCAGAACUUGUCAUCGAUACAAUUUUUUAAACAAGUGACAAUAACAUACAGAAUAACAUUACAGGAUCUGUUGUCUAAUAUACAAUGCCUUUGGGCAACUUAAAUCCAAACGUUCCAGCAAAAUGUAUGCAGGAAAAGUAAUGUGUAUUCACAUGUACAGUAUUAGUCAUACAGGUACUUACACGUAAGUACCUUACAGGUUAUACAGGUACUUACACGUAAGUGUGAUUUUUUUUCUGAGCUCCCCGUUCAAAUGAAUAAAAUUACCUGUGUGUAGUUCAUGCAUACACAGGUUGUGAGAUAUUUUCUUGAGUAGUCAAGAAUGUAGUCAAGUGUCAGAGAGAGGGAUUUUCAUUAGUAUAUAGACUAGACCUCCACCUUUGAAUGUGGAAUUGUUCCUUACCUUUAAGCCCUCAAAAAAAAAAAAAUCAGGGAUAGAAAAUGCAAACUGAAGAAGGAAAUAGGUGUUUGAUGUUUGAUGUCAUAUGAUGUAACGUGCAAAACUCUCAUACACUGAAUAGAUCUUAAGUCUGAGGUCUGAAUACCGAUGUGCACAAUUUUAGUAUUAAAUCGGCACAAUACACGUUUAACUCAACCCGAACAGCAAAACCUGACUAUUAUCUCUUAUGAUUGAGAUUACUGAAAUUUGUUCUCCUAGCAAUGUUAGCAUGGCAGACAACAACAAAGUCUCACAGGAAUAACAAAAAUACACCACAAAUGUGUUAUGUGUUAAUUAACGUGUUUCAAAGAGGAGUUUUUCUUUUAAUUUAUUUAAGAGAUGUCAGUAAUCCAGUAGCGUAACAGCAGUGGGCAUCAAGAUUGUUAGCUAACCACUAGCUCUGUCAAGAUUUUGUACAGUUUUAUAAAGUUUAAAGUCAGACCAGACCUGCAGAACAGGUUAGGACGUUUGUGGUUUGUUUACAUUUGAAUUAUUAAUUUAUCAUUUUGGGGAAACCCUGUUUGGCAGUUGGACUCAGAUGGUGGAGUACAAAGAAACUAUUUACUGAAUGUGAGCAUACAUGGAUUUCCACUUUUUCAAGGCAUUGUGAAGUGAAAUGUAUUAUGUUCAGACACAGGUCAAGAUGGCGGAGGAGUGUGUGGUUCCAAGGCCUCGGGGCCAUGUGCCGGUGGUGUGUGCAAGGGUGUUAAGCAGUCUGGCAUUGGUGACAGUUUGGCUGCUGUAUUCCGGGUUCACGAUGUAUAAGUUAAUAAUUCUCAUAGCACAAGUCAUGUUCGCUCUGAGCCUGGGGGUGACACUGCACAGCCUCUGUCUGCUUACUGAAGAGUGGCUGUUUCAUUCACAACAGAGGUAUGGUGGCAGCAUCCAGCAGAUGCUCCGGGCUUGUUUCAGCCGUGCUCAUGUAGUAACAAUGUGCGUGGGCUUUUUGCUGCAGCUGGGACAGUCUGUUUGGACAAAUGAGAAGUGGCUCUUAUAUGUCUUAACCAGCACUUCCUACCUGCUGCUGAAGACCUUCGGAUGUCUGGGCCCUGUACCAGUGGAGAUCUCAGAGGUGUGUGAGAGCAGGAAGCUGAAUGUAGCUCAUGGCUUAGCCUGGUCCUAUUACCUAGGUUAUCUGAAACUUGUAAUACCAGUACUGGAGGAACAGUUGAGGAAACACUACAAUCAGAACGGAGAGAUUCUCCACUCUUCCCGGCUGCACAUCCUCCUGCCUCUAAGCGCAGUGGUCCCAGCCAAGGUUGAGGAAGAGGACCAUAACAUAUGUUUCCACCAGAACCUCCCGGACAUACAGCUCAACCGGGCUGGUGUCAGGAACAGAAUCUACAAAAACAGCAUCUACAAAAUCACUGACAACCAACAAGAGCCGUACUACUGUGUGGUGGAGUACGCCACUCCUCUGCUCACGCUCUAUCAGAUGUCUCAGGACAGCACUGCAGGGUUCAGCAAGCAGGACAGGAGACAGCAGGUCCUGCUCUUCUACAGGACUCUCAGACAAAUCCUGGAAUGUUCUCUAGAGUGUCGCAACCGCUACCACCUUAUCCUGCUCGACGACCAGCGAGCUGAUGGUGACCCUCACUAUCUGUCCAUGGAGAUCAUCAAGCAGUUACAGCAGCAAGAGCAUGAGAUCCCCAUGGACCUGCCGGAAGAACUGCCCCAGGCUGUACCAGAACAGGGCGUGAAUCAUAUCCACCAGCAGGAGGAGCCACUCAGCUCUCUGCCCAGCCUGAUGAUUAGCGCACCACGUUCACUGAGAUCAGAACCUGUGGAGACUACAGACUACACCCACUAUAACCACAACAGACACAGAUAAACUAAUGCAUGCACUUCCUGUACAUACUGAUCCUAGUGUAUUUAGAGAUAUGUAAACUAAUCUCUACACACCUCAAACCUGACAUGGACUACCUUUACAUGGACAGUAAUAGUCUAAUUAUUGACCUUAUUCUGAAUAAGACAAUAUUCUGAUUAAAGUAUUUGCAUGAGUUGCUUUUAGAAUAUUCUUUUCAUGUUCCCGUUUUACAUGUUAUAAAACAUAAAUCGAUAUAUGGCAAACGUUAUUGAGUCAUGGUGCCUUAUAGGGAUGAAACGGUUACCAGUUCGACGAUAAACCAUGAUACAAUUCCCCUACGGUUAGUAUUACCGUGUUACAUUUAAUUAUCAUUAAAACCGUGCGCGAUGCCAUCCACACACUCCCAGCAUGAGUGUGAUGCAGGCGCACGGCACGCAACAUUGUUUUUUGAGCAUGCAAAAAACAUUACAAUGAAAAACUGAACGCGAAUGAGUUAGAGUCGCAGCACAGAUCAGCAGGAGUCAGAUUUCAUUCAUCACAUGAUGAAAGUGAGGCGAGCUGACUGACAGGAAGAGUGAGGCAAGCUGACUGACAGGAAGAGUGAGGCAAGCUGACUGACAGGAAGAGUGAGGCAAGCUGACUGACAGGAAGAGUGAGGCGAGCUGACUGAUAGGAAGAGUGAGGCGAGCUGACUGACAAGACGAAAGAUUUGGUUUAAUAUAAGUGAGUUUGUGUCAUUGUAAUGUUUUGUUGUUGUUGUGUUUUUCAUUAAGAAGAAUAAUAAUGAACCCACCAUUUAAGCAAUUGCCGCCCCCGAAUUGCCUCUAAUUUGAAAGCGAAAGUGAAAUUUAAAAGUAAGGAGGAAAAGAAGGAAAAGCGCCAAAGACCCCUUUCACAACAACUUUCUUCUGGCAAGCUCUGCACACAGGUUUAACAUCUUCCUUUAAGUUUCCCUCAGCAUUUUUAUAAAAUCCAAAAUAUGACCACACUUCAGAUUUGGUCCUCUUGGAAUGUCCAGAGUGCUGUCACUGCCUUCCACCAUGUUCUCAAAGUGAACUAAAUUAUUUUUAAUGCUAUAAAAAAAAAAAGCAAAACAAGUGAUGUUAUCGGUGUACGACUGCACACAGUGUAACACCGGGAACACCGACCAUGGCAUCAAGACUAGUGACAACCAUCCAUCACUUUAUAGUCAAAUAUAAAACCUGUUUAAAUAGUGAAAUAUAAAACCUUUCAAUGAUUUCACUGUGUGUAUCAGUACUUUUCUUAGAUUUUCAGCACAUUUGAAAAAUACAGUGAUAAUACUGAUAACCGUGAUAGUUUUGGUCACGAUAAUCGUGAUAUUUUCAUACCAUUACCUCUCUAGUGUCUUAAUAAAAAUGAAAAAACAUAAAAAAAAAAAAAAAAAAGAA